AUGCUCGAAAACCACCAUCUAGAAUUCAUAAAACAGACAAUGUUGAAGCAUGAAGAUACUUUUAGACAUCAGGUACGGGAGCUUCAUAGGAUAUAUAACGUUCAAAAGAGUCUGAUGGGGACCUUGAGAAACGAUAUUAGAAGAAAUACUGACUGCCAACGGGCUACUUUGGAUACUAACAGUCAUGAUAAAAGAGUAGGGUUUGAUCUUUCAAGAUCUGCCAUGGAAGAUACGUCAUGUGGAGACAGUAGUGGUAUUCACGAUGACAAAACAGGGCCUAACGAUGUAGAACUGACGUUAAGUAUCGGGCCUAGCGCUAGUAAGAGAUUAUCAGAAAACCGUCUGCAUCAAACCGGAGGCAGCGACUCUAAGACCAAGAUGAAAACGAAUGUAUUGAAUUCAAGUACAUUGUACAAUGAAGAUAAAAAGAGACCACAUUGGCUUUUUCAAGAUCUAAGUUUAAAUCGAACAUAGCGGAAU
Lactuca virosa is the source of this 480-nucleotide messenger RNA. NCBI's taxonomy places the organism in Eukaryota, Viridiplantae, Streptophyta, Magnoliopsida, Asterales, Asteraceae. The record is from the annotation of a GenBank genome assembly.